This is a messenger RNA of Corvus hawaiiensis (hawaiian crow), 10889 nucleotides long. It is a transcript of the gene BPTF, whose product is annotated as bromodomain PHD finger transcription factor. The record is from RefSeq and is a predicted model, not a curated record. The transcript has 32 exons. Gene Ontology annotation, molecular function: RNA polymerase II cis-regulatory region sequence-specific DNA binding. NCBI's taxonomy places the organism in Eukaryota, Metazoa, Chordata, Aves, Passeriformes, Corvidae. Bases 164 to 9253 code for a protein of 3029 amino acids. Gene Ontology annotation, biological process: regulation of transcription by RNA polymerase II. Gene Ontology annotation, cellular component: NURF complex.
CGGCGAUUCGCGUUGAGCCGCGGCCCGCUCGGCCCGGCCCCCCCCCCGCCCCGGCCCCGCGCCCUCCGCGGGGCGCGGAGCUUGCCCGUAGCCGCCUGUCCGGACUCCGAGCGCCCUCCCGAGCCGCCCUUCCCCUCCCUUCCCCCUCGGCCAGCGCCCAGCGAUGCGGGGCCGGCGCGGCAGGCCGCCCAAACAGCAGCAGCCGGCGGCGGCCGCCGCUCCAGCGAGCGCCCCGGCUCCAGCGGGCCCCAUCGGCGGGCUGCGCUCCCGGCAGCGCGGCAGCAGCCGCGGCAGGUGGGCGGCCGCGGCCCAGGCGGAGACGGCGGGGCCCAAGCAGAAGGGAGCCGGCGCUGCCCAGGCCUCGUCGCCCGCCGCCGCCGCCUCGCCCAGGGGGGGCGGCAAGAGGAAGGCGGGCGGCGGCGGCAGCAGCACCCCCGGUGGGGGAGGCAGCGGCGGUAAGGGCAGGGGCAGGGCCGGGGCGGCAGGAGCAGGGGGAGGAGGAGGCGCAGGAGGCAGCUGCAACAGCCCAGGCAGGGCUGCCUCGUCCAGGAGGAGCAUCAGUAAAGUGGUGUACGACGAUCAUGAGAGCGAGGAGGAGGAGGAGAGCAUGGUGUCCGAGGAGGAGGAGGAGGAGGGAGACCCCGAGGAUAACCAGGACUCCGAGGAGGAAGAGGAGGAGGAGAUAAUGGAGGAGGAGGACGACGACGACUCUGACUACCCCGAAGAGAUGGAGGAUGAAGAUGAUGCCAGUUAUUGCACUGAGAGCAGCUUCAGGAGCCACAGCACCUACAGCAGCACCCCAGGUAGGAGAAGACAAAGAGCACAUCGUCCUCGUUCUCCAAUAUUGGAAGAAAAAGAUAUCCCACCCUUGGAGUUUCCUAAAUCCUCAGAGGACUUAAUGGUGCCUAGUGAGCAUAUAAUGAAUGUUAUUGCCAUCUAUGAGGUACUAAGGAACUUUGGCACUGUUUUGCGCCUCUCUCCUUUUCGUUUUGAGGACUUCUGUGCUGCUCUGGUAAGUCAAGAGCAGUGCACACUUAUGGCAGAGAUGCAUAUAGUGCUGUUAAAAGCAGUUUUACGUGAAGAAGACACUUCAAAUACUACCUUUGGACCUGCUGACCUCAAAGAUAGCGUUAAUUCCACUUUGUAUUUCAUAGAUGGAAUGACGUGGCCAGAGGUUCUGCGGGUAUAUUGUGAGAGUGACAAGGAAUACCAUCAUGUUCUUCCUUACCAAGAGACAGAGGACUAUCCUUAUGGACCAGUAGAGAGUAAAAUCAAAGUUCUGCAGUUCUUAGUGGAUCAGUUUCUUACCACAAACAUUGCACGUGAGGAGUUAAUGUCAGAAGGUGUUAUUCAGUAUGAUGAUCAUUGUAGGGUUUGUCACAAACUUGGGGAUUUGCUUUGCUGUGAGACUUGCUCAGCCGUGUACCACUUGGAGUGCGUGAAACCCCCUCUGGAGGAGGUGCCAGAAGACGAGUGGCAGUGCGAGGUCUGCGUGGCACAUAAGGUGCCUGGAGUGACUGACUGUGUGGCUGAAAUCCAAAAAAACAAACCAUACAUCCGACACGAACCUAUUGGAUAUGACAGGCAUAGGCGGAAAUACUGGUUCCUGAACAGGAGAAUCAUCAUAGAGGAAGAUUCAGAAAGUGAGAAGGAUAAGAAAAUCUGGUACUACAGCACAAAGAUCCAGCUGGCAGAGUUAAUUGAAUGCCUGGACAAGGAUUACUGGGAAGCUGACCUAUGCAAAACCCUGGACGAGAUGCGUGAAGAAGUUCAUCGGCACAUGGAUGUGACAGAAGAUCUUACAAACAAAGCAAGGGGCAACAACAAGUCUUUCCUUUCUGCAGCAAAUGAUGAAAUUUUGGACAUUAUCAGAGCAAGAAAAGGAGAAAUAGCGGAAGAUAAAAACACAGGAGAUGAGGAAGCAGAAAAGCCCAAAAGUGAUGUAGAUAAUGACCAGACAGAUGCUGAGAGAGACAAGGAAGAAUCUGGAGACCAGGAUAAAAUUGAGGAAAUGCCCAAUGAGCAAGACAUGGAAAAAGAGAAAACAGAAGAGGCAACAGUCGUUGGGGAUAAAAGUAACUCUGUGACCUCAAGCACUGAUGACAACACCACAAAUCCUUCUGCAGGAGAGAAUAGUUGCUCUGAACGGAAGGACGCAGUGGGGUGUCAGUCAGAAACCCUUGAUAGCAACAACGUGGCAGAGAAGAAGGUGGCAUCAGAGCUCCCUCUGGAACUCUCAGAAGAAACUGGUCAGAUGAUCCCCAGCAGUAGGUUUGCUGCACCUCCACAGCCAGAUGUUGAGAACAGCAGUGGCAGCGAGCUGGACUCUGGGCAGAAUGACUCCAUUAAGACUCUUGAUGAUGCUGAAAAUGCAGAGAGGGGAUCCCAGGCUUCAGAGGACAUAGGAGAGAAAUCCAAUGGUGACAGAAGUGAUUCUCCAGGUGCAGGGAAGGGCAUGCCAGGCUUGACACGGAUGCUCACCAGAUUGAGAAAUCCCGAUAGCAAACUGAGCCAGAUGAAAAGCCAGCAGGUUGCUGCUGCAGCAAAUGAAGCAAAUAAGUUAUAUAAAGAAACCAGAGAGGUUCUGGUGGUCAACUCUCAAGGCGAAGUCUCCCGAGUGAACACCAAGAAGGAUGUUGUGACUAAAGGAAAUAUCAACAAUUAUUUCAAACUGGGGCAGGAGGGGAAGUACCGUGUUUAUCACAAUCAAUAUGCAACCAAUUCCUUUGCUUUGAACAAGCACCAGCACAGGGAAGACCACGACAAGAGGCGACACCUCUCACACAAAUUCUGCCUGACUCCAGCUGGAGAGUUCAAGUGGAACGGAUCUGUUCAUGGCUCCAAAGUUCUGACCAUAUCCACCCUGAGGCUGACCAUUAUUCAGCUAGAAAACAAUAUCCCAGCGUCCUUCCUUCACCCUAAUUGGGCUUCUCACAGGUCUAACUGGAUUAAGGCUGUUCAGAUGUGCAGCAAACCCAGAGAAUUUGCACUAGCACUGGCUAUACUGGAGUGUGCAAUCAAACCAGUUGUCAUGCUGCCCAUCUGGCGAGAAUCCUUGGGGCACACGAGAUUACGCAGAAUGACAGCAAUAGAAAGAGAAGAAAAGGAGAAAGUAAAAAAAAAAGAGAGAAAACAAGAAGAAGAAGAAACAAUGCAGCAAGCUACAUGGGUGAAAUACACAUUUCCUGUCAAACACCAGGUUUGGAAGCAAAAAGGAGAGGAAUAUAGAGUAACAGGAUAUGGUGGCUGGAGCUGGAUUAGUAAAACCUAUGUCCACAGGUUUAUGCCCAAACUGCCAGGAAAUACUAAUGCAAAUUACAGAAAAUUGCUAUCAACAAAGAGUGAAGAUGAAAAGUGCAACUUGGAUAAACGAAAAGGUCCAACUAAGAUAAAAACAGAGAAAGACAGAGCAAAGGAUUCUUGGGAUCUGCAAGCAAAAGACAAAGCAGAUGUCUCAGAAACCUUGGAGAAAGUACAAGUAAAAGAAGAAAAGUUGCGUGAAGAAAAAGUAGAAGUUGACACAAUUUCUGAAAACUUAGAUCAGGCCAAAGACACAGUGGAAAAAGAUAUCGAUGGUGAAAAUGAUAAAGUCAUUAAGGAAGAACCUAUGGAUGUAGAUGAUGUGAAAAUUGAAUCGUCCAUAAAAGAUGAGGAAAGUCAUUGUAAGCGGGAUAUAAUCAAUGUCAGUGAGGGAUUUCAUUUAAGGACUUGCUACAAAAGGAAAGUAAAAUCAUCAAAAUUAGAUGGACUCCUGGAGAGGCGAAUAAAACAAUUUACACUGGAAGAAAAACAACGUCUAGAAAAGAUUAAGCUAGAGGCUGGUGCUAAGACUGGGGGCAUUCGAUCUGUAAGCCCCCAGAAAAAUGCAGAUGAGCUACAAACGAGGAAAGGAAAAGAAGGAAGCCAGUUUGACAGUUCUUCCCAAGAUCAAAGCUGUAUUUCAGACAAGACCCAAGCCGAAGAUGCAGAACAGGACUGUUUGCCCAUCAGCAGCAUCUCCUGUACCAAAACUGGGGAUGAAGAUGAGCCUUCUUUGCCUUUGUCAAACAGGCUCUCAAAAGGAGAAGGGCAGCUGCCGGAUGAAGACUCCCCUCAAUCCUCUGAAGGAGACAGCUCCAUUCAGAAUGAUGGCAAAGAAAACAAUCCUGAACCUUUGGCUGCUGCUAAGUGUCAAGGACAAGAGGCUCUUGGAGAGUCUGAGAGCUCUUUAGUGGAUGGCUUGAAACAAACCAGUGCAGAAGGCAGAAUCAAAUGGGAUGUUUCAGAAACAAAUGAAAAACCCUUGAAACAAAAGCUACCUAUUACCAGAGUAUCUCAGCGAGAACUUGAAAACUUAGGGCCAGUGGUACUUGAAAGCAGCUGUAGAAGAGAUGCUGUGGCCACUCUUGAAAAACCAGACUCAGAAGGGAAUUCUGAACAGCAGAGCAAAGAUCCAGAAAACAAUUAUAUGAUAAAAAGCCAUAUGGAAACAAUGUCCUCUCAAGAAAGUGAAAUGGAGGAAGAAAUUGCUCCUGUAAAGGCUGAAAGUAAAUCUGAAAAGAUGGUAUUUCACCAAAAAUCAGCUAAUAAAAAUCUAGAAUCAUUUAAAACAGGGCUGAUUUCUGAAAGAAACCGUGAAAGUCAAACUCUGGAACACAUGGAUGGGGAACAUAUUAAUGAGGAUUUACUGAGCUCUAAACUAACAGAGGCGAAUGGUCAAAAGAAAGGUCAGGAACUGAAAGUGGAGACAGGUACCAUGAACAAAUAUCUUGAUCAGACAAAUGUAAAUACUGUUACUGAUAAAAAAAAUAAUAAAGAUGAAGAAACUGAGACAGACUUAGAAAAAGAAAAAUCAUCAUUUCAAAUGAAUGGAAAAGACAAUGACAUCAAAGCAUUAUCAAAUGAUGACUGCUUAGUGAAAAAUACCUGUGAAGCUAAGGCCGGGGGUGAUAUCGAACCAAAAGUUAAUAAUAUUAAUAAAUCCAUUCCAGAACAUGAAAUAAAACCAUUGACUUUUAAGGAAUCUUCAGUAAAACCAUUCAUGAAUGGUGGCAUCAUGGGAGGAGAGGACACCAAGGAUAAAAAUAAUGUGGACUUGAAGUCACAUCUGCGCAGUUCACUUGAAUCUGAGUCUGGAGAGAGUCUUCAGCCACCAGAUGAAGUUCUCAAGUAUGUGCAGAAAACUGAAGAAAACCAGCUUUCUCCGGAGAGAUCUGCCAGUAUUGGCUCUGCUUCCCCACCAACACAGCCUGUCUGUAAAGAAAAUAACCUGAACAGAGAAACAGAAUCUAUGGAAACUGAAGCAGCUGAGGAGAAGAAAGUUGCUCCAUCACCUGUAAUCUCAUGUGAAGAAUCCAGCUUGAGGAGUCACUUUGCUGACCAGAAUGGUGUACAGACCUAUAAAAUGGAAAAUAUUAAUGGAGAAAGUAAAAUAAAAACUGUUAUUACUGAAGUGACUACCACAACCUCAACUGUGUCCACAGAGUCCAAAACGGUGUUUAAAGUCGCAGAGACUGGAGCUGCCAGUGAUGAGAAAACCACAGUUGUUUCAUCUACAGAAAACUGCGCCACCACCACUGUCACCACCACCACCACUGUGACCAAGCUCACCACUCCAUCCGCAGACAGUAACUCUGAUUUCAUCUCUGUCCAAGAGCACAGUAAAACGGUGGUUACAACAACGGUCACCGAUUCACUGACCACCCCAGAAGGCACAUUGGUGACUUCUAUGACUGUCAGCAAAGAAUAUUCCACAAAAGACAAAGUGAAGUUAAUGAAAUUUGCAAGACCCAAAAAAACUCGUUCUGGAACUGCCUUACCAUCUUAUAGGAAAUUUGUUACCAAAAGCAGUAAAAAAAGCAUAUUUGUUUUACCCAAUGAUGACUUAAAAAAGCUGGCCAGGAGAGGAGGUAUCAGAGAGGUUCCUUAUUUCAAUUACAAUGCAAAGCCUGCCUUGGAUAUCUGGCCAUAUCCAUCGCCAAGACCAACUUUUGGGAUCACUUGGAGGUAUCGACUCCAAACAGUCAAAUCUUUGGCUGGAGUGAGCCUGAUGUUGAGAUUAUUGUGGGCAUGUCUCAAGUGGGAUGAUAUGGCAGCAAAAGCUCCACCUGGGGGAGGAACCACAAGGACAGAAACAACUGAAACUGAAAUAACAACAACAGAAAUAAUCAAGCGGAGAGAUGUUGGUCCGUAUGGGAUCCGGUCAGAGUACUGUAUAAGAAAAAUCAUUUGUCCCAUUGGUGUUCCAGAGGCUCCAAAAGAAACUCCAACACCCCAGAGGAAGGGACUUCGAUCAAGUGCCCUCAGGCCAAAAAGGCCAGAAACACCCAAGCAAACAGGCCCUGUUAUAAUGGAAACUUGGGUAGCAGAGGAGGAAUUGGAACUGUGGGAGAUCAGGGCAUUUGCUGAAAGGGUGGAGAAGGAAAAGGCACAGGCAGUUGAACAACAGGCUAAGGUUAGUGAACAGAAGAAGGCAGAGGAAUUCAAGGCCCAAUUGGAGGCUCAGCUAAAACACCAACGUUUGGCUGCCCAGCAGAAACGGCUGGAACAGCAGAAGCAGAUCCCUGCAGGAGGUGUGGUCCCUGCAGCCACCACAGCCAGCAGCCCUGCAACCACAGUCUCCACACCACAGAAAGUCAUGGUGGGCCCUCUGACAGGCCCUGUCCCCACGGGAACCAAAGUAGUACUCACCACUAAAGUGGGUUCUCCAGCUACAGUAACAUUCCAACAGAACAAGAAUUUCCAUCAAACUUUUGCUACUUGGGUUAAACAAGGCCAAUCUUCAACAGCCACUAGCACAGCUGCCACCUCAGCCACAACCAUUGCCAGCACAGGGCAGACCUUCCAGCUCUCAGGCAGCCCAGUAACGAUGGCAGGGAAAGUGAUAACUAAGCUGCCACUCCCUGCAAACAGCAAGAUUGUUGCCGUCAAUGUGCCAUCAACUCAAGGAGGUGUGGUUCAAGUUCAGCAAAAGGUAUUGGGUAUCAUUCCAUCAACUACAGGUGCAAGUCAAACCUUUACUUCAUUCCAGCCAAGGACAGCAACUGUAACCAUUAGGCCAAACACCACAGGGACGCUAGGAACAACAAGCACUUCACAAGUAGUGCAGGGUACACCGCUGCGCCCUGGGAUGACAGUGAUCCGGACACCACUGCAGCAGUCAACCCUUGGCAAGACCAUCAUUCGAACACCUGUAGUGGUGCAACAAGGUAUUCUGCCAGCCAGUCAGACACAGCAAGUGGUGACUCAAAUAAUCAGGGGUCAGCCUGUCUCAACAGCAGUUUCUAGUACCAGCACAGCUUCUUCCAGCACUGGGCAGAAAACCAUCACAAGCUCUGGAGCAGCCCCUCAACAAGUUCAGCCACAGACCCCAGCACCGCCCCCUCGCCCUCAGCAGGGCCAGGUGAAGCUGACAAUGGCCCAGCUCACGCAGCUCACACAAGGACAGGGUGGCAGUCAAGGUUUAACUGUGGUAAUUCAGGGACAAGGUCAAACUACUGGUCAGUUACAGUUAAUCCCUCAGGGUGUGACUGUAAUACCUGGUCCAGGACAACAGCUUAUGCAAGCAGCUAUGCCAAAUGGUACAAUUCAGAGAUUUCUGUUCACCCCACUACCAGCAGCUGCUACUACAGCUAGCACAACUACAACCACGGUUUCUACUUCAGCCUCGGCUGCAGGGGAACUGAAGCCAGCUCUGCAGGCGCCACCAGCACCGGCUGUGCCCGCGGGGCAGGGGCAGCCCCAGGGCCAGCCCAGCUCGGCCCCUGCGCAGCCCGUGGGGGCGCAGCCCCAGGGUGCUCAGCCCGAGGCCCUGAGCCAGCCCGAAGUCUCCGGUGACUCUGCGGCGCCCCCCGAAGCUCAGCCGUCCAAAUCUCCAGCUCAGUCUCCAGCCCAGGCUCGGGGACUCUCUCCAGCGCCAGGCCUGAUGCAGCCGCCGCCUGCGGGCCUGCCCCCAGGCCAGUCCCCGGCCCAGGCUCAGCAUCCAGCUCAGGUGGUUGUGAAGCAGAAUGCUGUCAUAGAACAUUUGAAACAGAAGAAGACAUUGAGUCCAGCUGAGAGGGAAGAAAAUCAGAGAAUGAUUGUGUGCAACCAAGUGAUGAAAUAUAUUCUGGAUAAGAUAGACAAAGAAGAAAAACAGGCAGCUAAGAAACGGAAGCGAGAAGAGAGCGUGGAGCAGAAGCGGAGCAAACAGAACGCAACCAAGCUCUCAGCUCUGCUUUUCAAGCAUAAAGAACAGCUGAAAGCUGAAAUACUGAAAAAAAGAGCACUUCUGGACAAAGAUCUACAGAUUGAAGUGCAGGAGGAGCUAAAGAAAGACUUGACUAAAAUUAAGAAAGAAAAAGAAAGAGCCCAGGCAGCAGCUGCUGCAUCUGCAGCUGCAGCCAUGGCCGCUGCUGCCCCACCACCAGUGCCACCAGCACCACCACAGCCACCGGCAGCCAGCAUCACCUCCUCCUCCUCCACCACUGUCCCCAUGCCAGUCUCCUCCCAGAAGAGGAAACGAGAGGAGGAGAAGGAUUCCUCGGCUUCCAAGUCCAAGAAAAAGAAAAUGAUUUCUACUACCUCAAAGGAAACGAAGAAGGACACAAAGCUUUAUUGCAUCUGUAAAACGCCUUACGACGAGUCCAAGUUCUAUAUUGGCUGUGAUCUUUGUACUAACUGGUAUCAUGGAGAAUGUGUUGGAAUCACAGAAAAGGAGGCUAAGAAAAUGGAUGUGUACAUCUGUAAUGAGUGUAAACGGGCACAAGAGGGCAGCAGUGAGGAGUUGUACUGUAUCUGCAGAACACCUUAUGAUGAGUCGCAAUUUUACAUUGGCUGUGACCGAUGUCAGAACUGGUACCACGGGCGCUGCGUGGGCAUCCUGCAGAGCGAGGCAGAUCUCAUUGAUGAGUACGUGUGUCCACAGUGCCAGUCCACAGAGGAUGCCAUGACUGUGCUCAGUCCACUCACAGAUAAAGACUAUGAAGGGUUGAGGAGGGUCCUGCGCUCCUUGCAGGCUCACAAAAUGGCGUGGCCGUUCUUAGAACCAGUAGAUCCCAACGAUGCACCAGAUUAUUAUGGUGUCAUCAAAGAACCAAUGGACCUUGCAACCAUGGAAGAAAGAAUCCUGAAACGCUACUACAAAAAGGUCACGGAGUUUGUGGCAGACAUGACCAAAAUUUUUGAUAACUGCCGUUACUACAAUCCAAGUGACUCCCCUUUUUACCAGUGUGCAGAAGUUCUCGAGUCCUUCUUUGUACAGAAACUAAAAGGAUUUAAGGCAAGCAGAUUGUGAUAUCUUUAGUCUGAACUUUUUAACUGGAAUCAGAACUGGAUGUUGGGGUCACUUUCUUUUAUUGUACAAUUCAAUGACAUUAAACUGCCCUAAAAAUCCAGGUCAUUUGUCUAAAAAGUAAAUGUUUUUGUUGCCAGCAGUCACAGUGGUGAACAUCACUGUAUUAACAAAAAAUUGUUCCGUUCCUCAAAUACUGUAUUGAGAAAAAUGAAAAAUUCAUCAUGGAGACCUUGUAUUUUAUUGUUUAAGUCACUAAUAAAACUGUGAAUGUCAAAGAGGAGUUUUGCUGAACUCUGCUUAGCAAAAAUGUGACUUUAACAUGCCUGUUCAGUUUUUUUUCUUUUAAGUUAAUCCAAAGACUUCUUGAAUAAAUUUAAGCAAAGUAGACCUUAUUAUAAAUAUUUACAACUAAAAAUGUCUUUUUGCUUUCCUUUCAAUGGACUACUAUUAUGUAAAUAUGUGAGUAAAACUGAUUUCAGGCAUUUUGGAAUAUUCCAGUGACACACUGUAUUUUACAAGUACCGAAAUAUUUGUAUUCUGGAGCAGAAAAUAGGCUUAAAAUUCAGAGAAAAAAUUAUUUUAAGCGUCCUUUUUUAUUUCUGAAGGGGAAAAAAUAAAUGGAAGCAACAUGGUGGUAAUUCCCUCAUUAUGAUUUAUUUUUGGCAACACCUUGCAGCAACUGUGUUCUCCAAAUUGAAGGGUGCUUAAUUCUUCACUUUCUUCUGUAUUCUGCAGGUCCCAUAACAACAAACUGCAGUCUACAGCUUCUUAGAGUUCAGCGUGUUAACCAAACACACGAGCAAGGAUCUGGUUGUCUGACAAUUUUUAAUUAAGGAGCCAGAUGUUUUUAGUCAGGUUAUCCUGACAAGACUUGAUGUAAACUGCGUUUCUAUUGGUCACAACAGUCAAAUUAUAUUCUUGGCUUAUUUUGUCCAAAGGACAAAGAAAUAAAAAUCAGCAGCACCACUUUCUUGUCAAGAUCAAGUUGUUGUACUAUUGUGGCAGAAGCAGGAAAACUUUGUUUUGUUGAAGGAGAAAGAGAGAAAGAAAAAAGAUACAGUAAAUGGGGUCACAUUUAACUCCAUGGAAAUGCCACGUCUGUUCUUCAGUGAAGAAGCUGGUUUAAAGUCCACACAGAAAACUUUGACUGUAUUUAUUUAUUGUUGCAAAAAAGACGCUUUUUUAUUGCUGCCCUCAUUUGUCAGCUAAUUAUUUUUUCUUAUAAAAUCCAGCCCCGGUUCCAUGUAAUCCAUUCUGUAUCUUAACAUGAUUCCUGUAGGUAAAAGUACAAGAAGACCUCUAGAUGUCUUUUCUUUCUAUGAAAGGAGCUGCUAUGUACACAUGUGCACAUACACAGGACUGGGAAUCAACAAGGAGUUUAUCAUUCAUGGUAGAUUAAAACAAGCUUGCAUAAAAGUUGGGCUGAGUGGUCAUGGACUACAGACUCUGUUGCCUUGAAUAUAACAAACAGUACAAUUUGUCAUUUACUCUGCACCAGACUGAACUGAGUAAAAUCUAUUUGAAGGUAUCUUGUUUGUAAACAUUUGUCAGAUUCUAAUUUUUUUUCUUUUGUAUUAAAAUUCAAAAUAUGGAUGUAUAUGAAACAAAAUAAAUGGAGAUCAUUGUUCUCCCCACA